GGGCAUUGUUCGGACAGGGUAACCCUUCAGAGACCAAUGAAUACCACAUCUGUAGAAAAGUGAGAAGACAAGAGCGAAAAGGGGGCGGAAGAGAGGAGGGGGCUUGCUUUUUUCUUGCCCUGCUAGUUUUUCAUUUCGCCUUCCCGCACCUCCCUUCAGUUCCAGAAAGUCUGCCAGAAGACCAGAAAGAGGCAGAAUCUUACUGAAUAAAAAGACUUCAGCCUUAAACUUGAACAAAAGCCAGCCGGCAGAGCUUUAUUGCUGCGACGUCCUUCUACAAUGUGCCAAGAGAAUUUUAAUCAGAGACCCCUCCCUUAUGUGUGUGUGUGUGUGUGUUUUCUCUCUUUAGUUUCUGACUCUCUAUCAGCCACUCCUAAUCAUGUGAGAUAAGUAGUUUGCUAUCUUCUCUUGUGGAGACCGGAGAGCUCAUGCAGGAACGCUUAAAAUUUGUGUGAAGAAGUGUGAGAAGAAACCCAAGUCUGAGAACAGGAAGUUCUGGAACUCAAGCAGGUGAAGACAGCAGGUGAAUCCGCUAGAGAUGAGUGGCGAGCCGAGACAGGAGGUGGUGACGACCCCUCCGCCACCCAGUGUGGGCAAAAGAGAGGGAUACUUUGAUCGCGUUAAUGAAAAUGACCCUGAAUAUCUGCGCGCACGCAACAUGUCACCCGACCUGCGGCAAGACUUCAACAUGAUGGAGCAGAAGAAGAGGGUCACACAGAUACUACAGAGUCCAGCGUUUAAGGAUGAGCUGGAGGGAAUGAUCCAGGAGCAGAUGAACAAGGGGAAUAACCCUACAGGACUGCUCGCUCUGCGGCAGAUCGCAGACUUCUUCAUGUCCAGCUCCGUCGCCGGAUUCUCCACCUCCCCCCUCAGUUUGGGAAUGGUGACCCCAAUAAACGACAUGUUCAGUGUGGAGUCCAGUACUAUGGUAAAGGGGGAAAAACAGACCCGCUGCAAAUUGGCCAGCCUCUACAGAAUAGUGGACCUGUUCAGUUGGGCCCACUUCGCGAGUUGUUACAUUACAGUUCGUGUCAGUAAGGAGCAGGAUCAUAUCCUCAUCAUCCCCAGAGGACUGUCCUUCGCUGAGGCCUCUGCAUCCAAUCUGGUGAAGGUGAAUAUCCUUGGUGAUGUGAUCGAUCAGGGCUCCACCAACCUGCGCAUCGACGCUGCCGGCUUCAGUCCGCACGCUGCCAUCUACUCCAUCAGACCUGACGUGCGCUGCAUCGUUCACAUAAGCACACCGGCCACUGCUGCAGUGUCGUCUAUGAAGUGCGGCCUUUUGCCCAUCUCCCAGGAGGCUCUGAUCCUGGGUGACAUUGCCUACUACAACUACCAGGGCAGUCUGGAUGAACAGGAGGAGCGUGUAGAGCUCCAGAAGGCUCUCGGCCCCACGGCGAAGGUAUUGGUUUUAAGGAAUCAUGGCAUUGUAGCUCUCGGAGAGACCAUUGAAGAGGCCUUUCACUACAUUUACGGCGCUCAGUAUGCCUGUGAAAUUCAGGUGAAUGCGUUCUCCUGUGCUGGAGGAAUGGAGAACCUGAUCGUGUUGGAUCUGGAGAAGUUUAAAGCUCGUACACAGGGAGUGGCACAAGUUGGAGUCAACAUGGGCUCUCAGCAGAAGUGGAGGUUGGGAGAGCUGGAGUUUGAGUCACUCAUGAGGAUGCUGGACAACCUGGGAUACAGGACUGGCUACACAUACCGGCACCCCAUCGUGCGGGAGAAACCCCGACACAAGAGCGAAGUGGAGAUUCCUGCAACAGUGACGGCCUUCAUGUUCGAUGAGGAUGACGCUCCACGCUUCCCUCUAAAGCUCCUGCAGCAGCGGCAGCAGAGAGAGAAAACACGCUGGCUCAACUCUCCAAACUGCUACAUGAAGGUGAACGUGGCGGACGGCGCCAGCGAAGAGAACCGACGCACCAAGACCACGUGGAUGAAGUCUGAUGAUGGGGGAAAUGCUAGCGGGACUCCGAUCCGUAUUGAAGAUCCCAACCAGUUUGUCCCUCUGAACACAAACCCCAGUGAAGUCCUGCAGAAGAGAAAUAAGAUUCGUGAACAGAACCGCUUUGAUGUAAUGACAGCAGGACCGCAGUCUCAGAAGCUGGCAGGGAUUGUGGUGGAGAGACCUCCGGGACAGUCGCCUGUUCAGCCGUACAUGGGAAAUGAUGAGGAGGAGACAGGGGCACUUCCUCCAAACCCCUUCAGCGAGCUGAACGAGAAAGAGGAGCAUCAGCGGAGACUCCGAAUAGACGCAGAUGAAGAGCAGCUCACGUCAGACGACGCUUCCACGCUCUCUCAGUCUGUGUCUCCACAACACACUCCAGCCAAAGAAGAAAACCACACCGGCGUGAUGCUGAAUGGUAAAGACGAUCACGGCGACGAGGACGAGCUCAUCAAGCGCGUGAGUCAGCUGACCACCAGCUUGGAAAGCAUGGAAAUCAGCGUUCGCUCUGGAGAGAAGAUUGAAGAGGCGCUGACGCCCGAAAGCUCGCCCUCCAAAUCCCCCAACAAGAAGAAGAAGAAGUUCAGAACCCCGUCCUUCCUCAAGAAGAACAAAAAGAAAGAGAAAGUGGAGGCCUAAAGGAGAAGAAGCGAAAACACCCAUGCCCACCGUGUCUGUCCUUCUGUUUGUCUUUGUGUGUUUUUAAGUUGGCUUGGUUAAGCGUGGCAGGCUAUUUUGGGAGUCUAUAACGAAUAGAUGGAGUUCCAUCCGUUUUUAUGAGAUGUGCCAUGUGUUUAUGUGUGUUUUAUACAGGAAGAGAAGCGAGGGAAACUCCUGGGAAACUGGCUUCUCUGGCCUGAUGGACUAAAUAUGUUCUUGUACACAUGAUUUUAUCUCGUCGAUGAGCCCAUACUGCAUUGUUUUUGUUUAUUAGAUGACCGUACAGACCUUUUAUGAGCCCCUUUUUCUAUCUACCACUCAUCUCUCAUGUUGUCAGUUCUGGUUUCUCCAGCUGUAAGGUGGGUUUCAUCGCAAACGCUACACAGGAGACGCUACAGAAUCACACUGGAAACCGUUCUGGAUUAUUUUAACAGGGUUUGUUGUUAUUUUGUCUGUGAUUGUCGAAAGAUUGGGUCUGAAAUCCUGUGUAAAGCCACUCUAGUCCUGAUCUUUGCCAAACAAAAACGCAAAAACAAAAAAAAAAGCAGAGCGAUCACGUUUUAGUGACUUGUAUUUUGGUUUCGCAAACAUCCAUUCUUCAUCUCUUAUUACAAAAGAAAUACUUUGCUUUUUUAAAAAUUGAUGCAGUUUAGUUUUUAUCCAUUCAGUUUUAUACUCGUUUCUAUACUUUUAACUGCAAAAAAAAACUGAAAAUGAAAUCUUGAAGCAUGUUUUGCUAGUCUGAAUUUAUAAUGUAGCGGUGCCUGACUUCUCAGUUGUGUAAUAGCGCAGAUUACUAAACACAUGUAACAAAAAUAUAUGAAAACUGGAGUGAUGUUUAAUGAUAUAUGAAUAUAUAAUAUUUUUGUGCUGCACUUUUUAAAUGGUAUACAUAACAAAAAACAAAACGAAAAGGACGAGUUUAGCGGUGGAAGAGCGAAACGAAAAUAUGAGAAAUGUUUCACACAAAGGGUGGAGAAGGGAAAUGUGUUGACAUGUAAGGAAAAAUAUAUAUAUUUGUAAAAUGUAUUUUUGAAAAAAUGUCUCGGCCCCAAAGCAAGUCUAUGGUGAUUCUCAUCACGUAACGCCAUUAGUUGUUAAGAAUAUUUCGCCCCCUCCCCAAAAUAAAAUCAAAUGUCAUUGUUUACUCAUGCUGUUAUUUUACGAUGGCCACAAAACGACAAAUGUGAAAAAUCUCCUGCUUGAACUCCUUCAUAUAAUGGCAUUAAAUACCAUCCAGCAUCAAACUGAAAAAAAAAGCUAAAUCAUCAAAUAAUGUGAGUUCUGUGGUGUAUAAGAUAAUGUUCAGUGAAAAAAACAAAACAAAAAGUAUACAUUAUUUAACAAAAAUCCUGACUUUGUGCCUUGUGUUGUGAGAAAUUAAGAUUAAUGGAAGCACGAUACAAAAUACAGUACCUAUGCUUUCUUUCUGAGGUAAAUAUACAUAUACAUCUGUAAACUUCUUGUGUAGUUCAGGUACAGAGAUUUAAAAAAAUCCACACAGACAUUUCUGUGUUGGAUUGUAUUGCAAUUUUGUGUUGUAAUAAUCUUGAUUGAUAAAAUCUGGGAAUGUGUGAGGGUGUUCCAGGCAAAUCUAUGUAAACUGCGGCAGUAAUAGUAUUUCAUGAUACACAAUCAAGGUCAGAAUUAGUUUUGUUUGUUAAAUACAUUACAUUUUGGGUUGUUUUUUACCAAACCCUAUUAGAAAAAACAGAACUCUUGGAAUAUACCAUAUGUGUCAUUAAUAAAAGGGAUAGUUCAUCCAAAAAUGAACUAAAUUUCUUUAAAAUAUCUACUCACUCUUCACUCAUUUAACUUCUUUAUGAGUUGCUUUCUAUUGUUGAACACAAAUGACGAUAUUUUGAAGAACGCUGUAAACUUGUAGCCAUUGACUUCCUUAGCAUUUGUUUUUCCUAACCUGAAAAAAUGAUUCCUUGGAUUUACUCAAUUUGUUUACGGUAAGUGGUUGCAAACAAUUUAUAUGAGCUAAAUUUAAACAAAGUUGAACGUUACUAAAUUUAAUUUUUAUGCAUGAAUUCAGCCUGUAUAAAUUGUUUGCAACCACUUACCUUAGAAAUUAAAUAAAACUAAAUCCAAUAAGUCAUUUUUUUCAGUAAACUGUGGAAGUUAAUGGUUCCCAGUUUUCAGUUUUAUCUAAAAUCACUUGUUUUAUGUUUAACGGAAUAAAAAGAAACUUGUAAAGCUUAAGAAAUCUACUUAAGGGUGAGUAAAUAGUAUAUCAUUUUCAUUUUUGGGUGAACUAACCCUUUAAAGCUAUUUAUGUCUUUAUUUUUGGUGGUUCAACCAUUAAAUGUCUGAGCUUAAGCAGAGUUUUAUUUGAUAUGUAGUUUAAAAAUCAGGAGAUCAGCAAAGUGAGUAAACAAUGACUCCAAAUGCAACCUCAUUCACAUUCACAGUCAUGAAUCACUUCAUCGCCAUCCAAAGCAUCAGUGUUACCACAAUUUACCUAAGAAACAUUGUUUUUUUUUCUUUUUCUGUCUGAAACUGGAUUUAUUUACUCACCCUGUCUCCUGCUUGAGGUCAGAGGUGGCUUGUUUUGCCCAAUUUGGUCGCUCCCUGCCCCACGAGACACCACUCUGGACAAAAUGUACACCAAAAGCUGAUCUCUAAUGGCUAAGAUUAGUGGUUGACCUCAGUUUGAACUCCGUCAGGCCCGAAUGUGGUCGUGAAACGUCCCGCAGGGGAGGAGGCGAAACCACUGAGAGCGAGAGAUAUAUAUCCCAGUGGGCAAUGUGAAGUACUGGCCUGGGCGCCAAGAGAGAGACAGACACUUCUAAGCUGUGUAAAUAGCAUGUGGUUUUGAGCGUGGGCCAGACGUGGAUUAAAACACAUUUAAAGCUGCAUCGGGUGCAAUUAAGAGCGAGUAAUGGGGCAGGCGAGAUUAACUCUUUUGAUUGCUUUCAAACUUCUUGCGGAUUUUCGCGUCAGAUUUCAUAGCGCACUGCAGUUUUUAUGCUUUCAGGAGGUGUAGUUCAAACUUCACGAGCGUUAACUGGAACGUGCAUCACAUUUGUUAUUAUUUUUUUCCCAUUUUAGCCAUUUUUGCACCUUGUUUUACUAAUGUUGUAGUCUCUGGUUCUAAAGGCCUGUUUGCUUUGGCAUGCGAGUUUGAACCAAGCCUCUUUGUGACCUGUGAAAUCUUAUAUGAAUGGUUAUCUAACGGACUUGCUUUUAGAUGUAUUGCUAAUCAGUGUACAUUCACAAAUAAAACUAUUUUAAGAA
Molecule: messenger RNA, 5839 nt
Organism: Danio rerio (zebrafish)
Lineage: Eukaryota; Metazoa; Chordata; Actinopteri; Cypriniformes; Danionidae
Source: RefSeq, a predicted model, not a curated record